Molecule: messenger RNA, 3393 nt
Organism: Hyla sarda
Lineage: Eukaryota; Metazoa; Chordata; Amphibia; Anura; Hylidae
Exons: 3
Coding region: 1-3393 (1130 amino acids)
Source: RefSeq, a predicted model, not a curated record
AUGGAGGAUAUAGGAGACACUCGGGACACAGAGGACACAGGGGACACAGAGGACACAGGGGACACAGAAGACACAGAGGACACAGGGGAUACAGAAGACACUCGGGACACAGAGGACACAGGGGACACAGAGGACACAGGGGACACGGAGGACACAGGGGACAUGGAGGACACGGAGGACACAGGGGAAAUGGAGGACAUGGAGGACACAGGGGACACGGAGGACACAGGGGAAACGGAGGACACAGGGGACACAGAGGACACAGGGGAAAUGGAGGACAUGGAGGACACAGGGGACACGGAGGACACAGGGGAUAUGGAGGACACAGGGGGCACGGAGGACACAGGGGACAUGGAGGAUACAGGGGGCACGGAGGACACAGGGGGCACGGAGGACAUGGAGGACACAGGGGGCACAGAGGACACGGAGGAUACAGGGGACACGGAGGACACGGAGGAUACAGGGCACACGGAGGACACAGGGGACACGGAGGACACAGGGGACAUGGAGGACACGGAGGACACAGGGGACAUGGAGGACACGGAGGACACAGGGGACAUGGAGGACACGGAGGACACAGGGGACACGGAGGACACAGGGGACACGGAGGACACAGGGGACACGGAGGACACAGGGGACACGGAGGACACAGGGGGCACGGAGGACACAGGGGACACGGAGGACACAGGGGACAUGGAGGACACAGGGGGCACAGAGGACACAGGGGACACAGGGGAUACAGGGGACACAGGGGAUACAGGGGACACGGAGGACACAGGGGACACGGAGGACACAGGGGACACGGAGGACACAGAGGACACAGAGGACACGGAGGACACGGGGGACACGGGGGACACUGAGGACACAGGGGACACAGGGGACACUGAGGACACAGAGGACACAGAGGACACAGGGGACACAGGGGACACAGGGGACACGGAGGACACGGAGGACACGGAGGACACAGAGGACACGGAGGACACGGGGGACACUGAGGACACAGGGGACAUGGAGGACACAGGGGGCACAGAGGACACAGGGGACACAGGGGAUACAGGGGACACGGAGGACACAGGGGACACGGAGGACACAGGGGACACAGGGGACACGGAGGACACGGAGGACACAGAGGACACGGAGGACACGGGGGACACGGGGGACACGGGGGACACUGAGGACACAGGGGACACAGGGGACACAGGGGACACAGAGGACACAGAGGACACAGGGGACACAGAGGACACAGGGGACACGGAGGACACGGAGGACACGGAGGACACAGGGGACAUGGAGGACACGGAGGACACAGGGGAAAUGGAGGACAUGGAGGACACAGGGGACACAGAGGACACAGGGGAAAUGGAGGACACGGAGGACACAGGGGACACGGAGGACACAGGGGACACUGAGGAUACAGAGGACACAGAGGACACAGGGGACACAGGGGACACAGAGGACACGGAGGACACAGGGGACACGGAGGACACUGAGGACACAGGGGACACUGAGGACACAGAGGACACAGGGGACACAGGGGAUACAGAGGACACAGAGGACACAGGGGACACAGGGGAUACAGGGGACACGGAGGACACAGGGGACACUGAGGAUACAGAGGACACAGAGGACACAGGGGACACAGGGGAUACAGGGGACACAGAGGACACAGGGGACACAGAGGAUACAGGGGACACAGAGGACACAGGGGACACAGAGGACACGGAGGACACGGAGGACACGGAGGACACAGAGGAUACAGGGGACACAGAGGACACAGGGGACACAGAGGACACAGGGGACACAGAGGAUACAGGGGACACAGAGGACACAGGGGACACAGAGGACACAGAGGACACAGGGGACACAGGGGAUACAGGGGACACUGAGGACACAGGGAACACUGAGGACACAGGGAACACAGAGGAUACAGGGGACACAGAGGAUACAGGGGACACAGAGGACACAGGGGACACAGAGGAUACAGGGGACACAGAGGACACAGGGGACACAGAGGACACGGAGGACACGGAGGACACGGAGGACACAGAGGAUACAGGGGACACAGAGGACACAGGGGACACAGAGGACACAGGGGACACAGAGGAUACAGGGGACACAGAGGACACAGGGGACACAGAGGAUAUAGGGGACACAGAGGACACAGGGGACACGGAGGACACGGAGGACACAGGGGACAUGGAGGACACGGAGGACACAGGGGAAAUGGAGGACACAGGGGACACAGAGGACACAGGGGAAAUGGAGGACACGGAGGACACAGGGGACACGGAGGACACAGGGGACACUGAGGAUACAGAGGACACAGGGGACACAGGGGAGACAGAGGACACGGAGGACACAGGGGACACGGAGGACACAGGGGACACUGAGGACACAGGGGACACUGAGGACACAGAGGACACAGGGGACACAGGGGAUACAGGGGACACAGAGGACACAGGGGACACAGGGGAUACAGGGGACACGGAGGACACAGGGGACACUGAGGAUACAGAGGACACAGAGGACACAGGGGACACAGGGGAUACAGGGGACACAGAGGACACAGGGGACACAGAGGACACAGGGGACACAGAGGACACGGAGGACACGGAGGACACAGAGGACACAGAGGACACAGGGGACACAGGGGAUACAGGGAACACUGAGGACACAGGGAACACAGAGGACACAGGGAACACAGAGGACACAGGGGACACAGAGGAUACAGGGGACACAGAGGAUACAGGGGACACAGAGGACACAGGGGACACAGAGGAUACAGGGGACACAGAGGACACAGGGGACACAGAGGACACGGAGGACACGGAGGACACAGAGGAUACAGGGGACACAGAGGACACAGGGGACACAGGGGACACAGAGGAUACAGGGGACACAGAGGACACAGGGGACACAGAGGAUACAGGGGACACAGAGGAUACAGGGGACACAGAGGACACAGGGGACACAGAGGAUACAGGGGACACAGAGGACACAGGGGACACAGAGGACGCGGAGGACACGGAGGACACGGAGGACACAGAGGAUACAGGGGACACAGAGGAUACAGGGAACACAGAGGACACAGGGGGCACAGAGGAUACAGGGAACACAGAGGACACAGGGGACACAGAGGACACAGGGAACACAGAGGAUACAGGGGACACAGAGGAUACAGGGAACACAGAGGACACAGGGAACACAGAGGAUACAGGGGACACAGAGGAUACAGGGAACACAGAGGAUACAGGGAACACAGAGGAUACAGGGGACACAGAGGACACAGGGGACACAGAGGACACAGGGGACACAGAGGACACAGGGAACACAGAGGAUACAGGGGACACAGAGGAUACAGGGGACACAGAGGACACAGGGGGCAGCCUAUGA